UGAUGGCCCCCACCCUAUGCUACCGGUGCAAAUCCGCUCGUGCCCUUAUUAUACGCCCCAAAAACAGACACAAGCUCUGCAAAGCAUGCUUUGUCGAAAUUUUUGAAACUGAAAUUCAUGAUACUAUAACCACGAAUGCGCUUUUUAACCAGGGCGAACGCGUCGCGAUCGGUGCCAGUGGUGGUAAGGACAGCACCGUCCUCGCCUCAGUUCUCAAAACGCUGAAUGAACGCCACGGCUAUGGCCUGGAACUUAUGCUUCUCUCCAUCGAUGAGGGAAUUAAGGGAUACCGUGAUGAUAGUCUGGAAACAGUUAAGCGAAAUGCAAUGCAAUAUUGCAUGCCGCUAGAAAUAGUGGGAUAUGGUGAGCUAUACGGCUGGACGAUGGACCAGGUGGUUGCGGAGAUUGGAACAAAGGGGAAUUGCACUUACUGCGGAGUGUUCAGACGACAGGCGCUUGACCGGGGUGCUGCCAAGUUAGGCAUUGGACAUGUUGUCACUGGACAUAACGCGGACGAUGUUGCCGAGACGAUUGUGAUGAAUCUGUUACGAGGUGAUCUUCCUCGACUAGCGCGUUCGACGAAUAUUGUGACAGAGUCGUCGGCAAGUGAUAUCAAACGGAGCAAACCGCUCAAGUAUGCGUAUGAAAAGGAAAUAGUCCUGUAUGCCCACUAUAAGAAAUUGUGUUAUUUUAGCACUGAAUGCAUCUAUUCACCGGAGGCUUUUCGAGGGAGUGCGAGGACACUGAUAAAGGAUCUCGAGAAAGUGCGCCCGAGCUCUAUAUUGGAUAUAGUCAGGAGCGGGGAAGACAUGGCGAGGCUGGUACCUCUGGAAAUGAGUAGGUCUGGCAAAUUGCUCACCCGUACAUUUGCCGUGACCAUGCGGGGAGGGACAGAGCGCUAUGCGGCUGGCGGGUGCGGUAGCCAACGGGGAGGGAUAAAUGUUGGAGAAAUGGCAGAGAUGGAAAAAGAACUGGCGGGAAAUCAGAUUGCCAAUGUUGAUGAAACGGAGAUUUUGCCGUAUAGGAAGCUUCAAGGCAGUACAGGUUCGGGUCAACCGCGGAUGAAACUUCAAACGAUGGGCCAAUGCGAGAGAUGUGGUUAUAUGGCCAGUCAGAGGAUCUGCAAAGCUUGCAUGUUGCUUGAGGGACUGAACAAGAACCGUCCGAGAACCACGGUUGAAAUGGCUGUUGACAUAGAUGAGGAAGAAAGCAGUUUGACAUUUAUGAGGCAGAUGGAGGAUGUUCAAUUAGCGAAUGGAAAGUAGCACAGGUUUUCAUUUUUCAAGCCUUGAAUAUCAUUGCAUCAAGUCAUUUCUAGUC
Molecule: messenger RNA, 1320 nt
Organism: Histoplasma capsulatum G186AR
Lineage: Eukaryota; Fungi; Ascomycota; Eurotiomycetes; Onygenales; Ajellomycetaceae
Product: VEG136 protein
Exons: 1
Coding region: 3-1265 (420 amino acids)
Biological process (GO): tRNA wobble position uridine thiolation
Cellular component (GO): mitochondrion; cytosolic tRNA wobble base thiouridylase complex
Molecular function (GO): tRNA binding
Source: RefSeq, a predicted model, not a curated record